AGCAACUCUUAUCCAAGAACCUUUACUUAGUCCCCUUGAUUUCCAAACCACCACAAACAUGCGCUUCAACUCCAUCAUCGCCGCCGGCGUCAUGCUCUCGGGAGCUGUCGUCUCCGCCGCCGAAUGCAACUGCUACGGUCUCUGCACCCCCGGUCAAGCCGGAUCUCGCAACUCGCUCUACGCUGCUCGUCAACACGUCUGCGGCGACGGACUAUACAAGAACGAUGGCGGAUACAAGGUUCCGGGUGGUGGUUACCUCUCUUGGCCUGGAGGCUUUGACCAACAGAGAUGCUGGGACGCGUUUGAGAAUAUUCUUAACCAGUGCCGUCCCGAGGGCGCAGGCCUUGGUAACCAUUGUGGGUCGUACAACUGGUACGGAAAACUAUACAAGGUGGCAGGAUGCGCUUAGUACGACCAAAAGGCAACAGGAUACCUCUUGCUGCAAUACGCAUCUACUGAAGUCGAAUUCAUGAAUACAUUAUCG
This is a messenger RNA of Alternaria rosae, 484 nucleotides long. RefSeq lists its product as uncharacterized. The coding region runs from base 59 to 409 and encodes 116 amino acids. Lineage: Eukaryota; Fungi; Ascomycota; Dothideomycetes; Pleosporales; Pleosporaceae. The transcript has 2 exons. The record is from RefSeq and is a predicted model, not a curated record.